Salvia miltiorrhiza (redroot sage) is the source of this 526-nucleotide messenger RNA. Its product is annotated as ethylene-responsive transcription factor ERF095-like. Gene Ontology annotation, molecular function: DNA binding; DNA-binding transcription factor activity. Gene Ontology annotation, biological process: ethylene-activated signaling pathway; regulation of DNA-templated transcription. NCBI's taxonomy places the organism in Eukaryota, Viridiplantae, Streptophyta, Magnoliopsida, Lamiales, Lamiaceae. The record is from RefSeq and is a predicted model, not a curated record. The coding region runs from base 51 to 425 and encodes 124 amino acids. The transcript has a single exon.
CAAACCUCAUUACACAACACCACAACACAAAAACAAAACAUAUAGUAAGCAUGGACAGAGAGAUCAAGUACAGAGGCGUGCGGAAGCGGCCGUGGGGGAAGUACGCCGCCGAGAUACGCGACUCCUCCCGGCAGGGCGCCCGCGUCUGGCUCGGGACGUUCGACACGGCCGAGGAGGCCGCCAGGGCCUACGACAGCGCCGCCUACUCCAUGAGAGGUCACUUGGCGAUUCUCAACUUCCCGCAAGAGUAUAACUUGCCCAGCAGCUCCUCGCAUUUCGCUACGUCGUCGUCGUCGGGCUCCGGCACGACGCAGGGGAGGGGCGACGAUCGUGGGAGGCAGGUCAUCGAGUUCGAGUACUACGACGACAAGUUGCUCGAGGAGCUUCUUGAAUACAAUGAUCAAUCUGGGAAGAAGUGGAGUUGAAGCAUUCAACUCAUGUAUUAAUCACCUAUUUAUUUUGUGAAAAUGUGCUUAAUAACGCCUUAUUAAUUAAAAAGGUAUGAUCCAUGUGCUUUCUCUAUAUA